Molecule: messenger RNA, 786 nt
Organism: Symbiodinium sp. CCMP2456
Lineage: Eukaryota; Dinophyceae; Suessiales; Symbiodiniaceae
Source: the annotation of a GenBank genome assembly
AUGAAGAAGAAAUAUCGGGAGCAGGUGCUGGCAGACAGGGCUCGGGCGCGGCGUCGCAUGGGCCAGCCUGCCAAGCGCACCACAGCUGGCGAGGCCGUGGACAACACCACAGGAUUGCCGCCAGCGAAGCGACGCCGGUUGGCCGAGGACUUCGAGCGCUGGUGCCUUUAUGAUUCUUGGAGCCUGUGCACCAGCUGCGGCCUCCUCGCACCUUGCGACCUCACGGAAAACAGCCUUAGCAGGCCACAGCAGCCUACCCAUGCUUCGGGCAAGUGCUCCAGGUGCCAAGCUGCGCGGGCACAGCCGGUUGUGACAAUGGCAGAUGUGCCGGAGCCACUGCGAGGGCUUAGCUCAGAAGCUGCAGAAGCCUUGUCACCUCUGGAGAUCGAUGUGGGGCCGGUCGUUCGCGCCGAGCACAAAUCCGGGUACCGCCAGAAGACAACCUUGAUCCGCUUCCGCUGGCAGCCGAGGGCGGUGAAGAAGCGCGUCAAGCUGUUGCAGGACGCGAACAUGCGGGUGAAGGCCCGUGCCGCCUACGACUUCCUGCUGGCCUCGGACGACACUCCGCACGCGACCUUCGUGGCCGAGCACACCGAGUUCUUGCAGGAUCACCCCGGCGCAGAUGAGCUUACUCGCCGUCGCCGGCUGCAGUUCAUCGAGCGUGUGGGCGUGGAGUGCGCUCUGUGGCCCGUCCUCUUCUGGGAUGUCAAGCACACCUUCACGCACGAGCGUGCCACGGGCCCCAGGCGGGUGAUUCGUCAGGAGCAGGCCCCAACCUUGGAGCAA